AUGCGCACGGGUGUCAAACCAGUGCACGGCGUUGCAAUGGAGGAAGACAAUCAGAAAAAUCUGCUUAAACAAGUGUUUGGAGGAUCAUCAUCUUCAGAUUCUGACACUGACGAACACGCUCUUCUUCUCUCACAAUCAAUAACAAACCCUAGUUUUAUUUGGGAACGCAUUGCUCCAAUCAAGGGUUUAUGGUUUUGCAGAGAUUUUCUUUCUUCUCAACAACAAUCUUCUCUUCUUUCUUCCAUUCAUACUGAAGGGUGGCUCACUGAAGCUGGUCACAACCAGGCAAUGAGAUUUGGGGACCUUCCUUUUUGGGCACUUGAUCUUUCUGAUCUAAUACAUGAAGCGGUCUGUUUUGGUGAUAUGGAAGCAAAUAGUGAAAAUCUGAAUCUUGAUAGUGAAGCCUAUGUAUUGCCUUCUCAGUUGCUGUCUAGAGAUCCAUUUUUUGAUCAACUUAUUGUAAAUGUAUACCAGCCAGGUGAGGGUAUCUGUGCUCAUGUUGAUCUGAUGCGAUUUGAAGACGGGAUAGCUAUAGUCUCUUUGGAGUCUUCCUGUGUCAUGCACUUUUCACCAGAAGAAGGGAAUGGAGAAGUUCCAUUAGCUACGAAAAUCCCUGUAUACCUAACCCCGGGGUCUUUAGUUAUCAUGUGGGGGGAUGCUCGCUAUCAUUGGAAGCAUGAGAUAAAUCGCAAACCGGAAUUUCAGGUUUGGCAAGGACAAGAAAUAGAUCAGAAAAGGAGGACUUCCAUAACUCUAAGGAAGCUCUGUUUUUCUGAAUAAUUCAGAUAUGGUAAUGAACAUAUAACUCACUGAUUAAUGUGAAACUUUGAUUCAGAGGGUUGAUAAUGAGCGUAUAAAUCACAGAUAUGUGAAACUUCAAUUCAGACUAAAUUUUGACCUUAUAUUGA
Messenger RNA from Chenopodium quinoa (quinoa), 908 nucleotides. Its product is annotated as alkylated DNA repair protein alkB homolog 8. Gene Ontology annotation, cellular component: mitochondrial matrix. The record is from RefSeq and is a predicted model, not a curated record. Bases 1 to 780 code for a protein of 259 amino acids. Gene Ontology annotation, biological process: DNA damage response; fatty acid metabolic process. NCBI's taxonomy places the organism in Eukaryota, Viridiplantae, Streptophyta, Magnoliopsida, Caryophyllales, Amaranthaceae. The transcript has 4 exons.